AUGUUCCGAACCACCGCGAAGGUCUGUACUGGAGAGGAUGAGCGAAAAGAAUCGUUGGAAAUGGCACGCGACAUUGCUCAGCUAAAUGGUUACUGCAUCUCCCCAACCACCCACGAAGUUUUUCCCAGUGGCGCCGAACGGAGACAUGGUAGUACCUUCAUGGAGGAGAAAGUUCCCUUCGUGCUGCCAUUUAUCUCUGAUGAAGUCAGCGCCGCCAUCAGAAAAUGUCUCAAGAGGGCAGGUUUGGAAAAUUCGGUUGCCAUUAUAAACGUGCCACGCUUCAAUCUGAAGCAACGCCUGGUACGAAGCCGGCAGUAUGACCGCCUAUGUACCACCUCAAACUGUGUGGUAUGUCCAGCUGGUAGGGAAGGGGAUUGCUCUAUGUCUGGGGUGGUCUAUAAGAUCACUCCCCGAAACUGCGGGGAUGAGUAUAUUGGUGAAACGGCAAGACCACUCCACGUAAAAAACAAGGAACACCUAGAUGGCAUGAACCGAUCGAGGGAGUCCAUCGUCUUAGGAGCCCACCGCGUUCAAAAUCACAACGGAGGCGUCUUUGAGGUCACCGUGGAGGUCGUGGCCCAGGAACCGCAAUUGUGCGCCCGCAAAUCCUUCGAGGCAUUUUGGAUACAGGCCACCAAUCCAAAAAUGAACCGGAGGGAGGAAUGA
Haemonchus placei is the source of this 666-nucleotide messenger RNA. The record is from the annotation of a GenBank genome assembly. Lineage: Eukaryota; Metazoa; Nematoda; Chromadorea; Rhabditida; Trichostrongylidae.